UCAUACAUCGGUAUAAUGACACAGACCAGAGACCACCGGAGCUAGCCGAUAACAUGUUGGUUACGUACGCUGACGGCCAUUGGAGUGCGCCAUAUUUCGACUGCGAAGGGGGUAAUAUCUGGAUGAUAACGUACACGGUGCCAUUCCUUGGAUCGCAUCCCAACGGGAGCUACUAUUUCAAAGGAACGAGUGGUCUUGAUAUUGAUCUGCGUGCAAUCGACAUCAAUCAGUGUCCAGAAGAUCCAAAUGAGCCUAAUGAUAGGAACGAAAAGAACAUAUUUGCCGGUUCAGACAGAUGUCACAACGAUUCGCAAGAGUGUAUCUUCCUAAAAGACCAGGGUUUCCGACGUGGAACUUAUCAAUGUAAAUGCCGUGCUGGGUUCUACUUCCCCCUGGCUUUCAGUAACCCACCGGGGGAUACAUACUUUAACGGCACGGACAUGGAGGCGGAAUAUGAUGCGUUCACUAAGAAUAAGCCUAACAGUUACAAUGAGAUGGUCUGCAAGCCGUGUGGUGCGGGGUGUGACACCUGUGUGGAUGGGAGAUCAUGUAGAUUCCCACAUAACUGGACAGUUCGCAUGGUACUGCUAAUCCUACAGUGUAUCACCAUGGGUUGUACUCUGCCGUUGUUCAUAUUCACCAUAUACAACAGGGAUGUCAAGGUCGUGAAGGCAGCGAGUCCCGUAUUAUUAAGAAUUAUCCUGGUCGGAUCACUCUUCCUCUACUGUCCGGUUCUUGUGAGUUUCUACGAACCAACGGUCGUGACUUGCAUGUUACUUCAGUGGUUUAAAGAAGUCGGUUUCUCGAUUCUCUUUGGUGCACUUCUGUUGAAGACAUGGAGAAUAUCUGUGGUGUUCCGAGUGCGAUCAGCUGCCCGAGUACGAAUCACAGACGUGGACCUUAUGAAACGUCUUGGUCUUAUAGUAGCUGUGUCCAUAUUCUACCUAAUAGUCAGAUCGGUUAUAGCGCCGCCAAAGGUCGAGACAGAGACGUCACUGGACAAACUGAAGGCUGAACAGUGCAAGUACGACUGGUGGGACUAUGCUGCAAAUAUCGCUGAGUUGGUGCUUUUAUUGUGGGGUGUACGUCUAUGUUACGUUGUUCGCAAAGCGCCCUCAGAGUUCAACGAGAGUAGGUUCAUCAGCUGGGCCAUCUACAAUGAGACAAUGCUUUCGCUUUUUCUUUGUGUAGCUACCUUCUUCCUUCAGGAUCUGGCCAAUCCCGAUCUUAUUUAUAUCAUAUGGUUUUUGUACAGUCAACUUACAACUACAGUAGUUUUAGCGCUUCUAUUCGGCAGCAAGAUUUACUUGGUGAUCCAAGGCAAGGGCGACAAGACGGAGAGUCGGAUCAAAACUGCCACCACAGCCUUCCGACAGAGGACAUGGGAUAAUUCUCUGUCCUCACAGGGAUUAAUGGCAAAGACCUCCUCAUCGGAAAUGGAGAAACCGUUAAACCAGAGAGAUAUUGAGGACGAGUUAAAGAGGCUGUACACGCAGUUGGAGCAACUGAAAACGAGAAACAUGGUGGUCGGCAACCCACACCUGACCCGAAAGCUCACGGAAAUGGCCGAGGUUGCCCGAGAGACCGAGCAGAUGCUCAUGGAUACGGAGAUGCCCAACAACGUGAAUGGUGUCCACGAGAUAUCCUACUCGUUGAACAAUAACGGCAGGACAAGAAACUCACAAGCCGAUUGGAUUUGAUAACAAGAGUGUAGAUGAACCUAGGAUGAACACUGCUGCGGGAGUGCGUUACGUUGGUGUGUUUCAACUACACGUCGAGAAAUGUCAAAGAAAUAGAAGGGGUGCAGACUGUAGAAAGAUAGAGUGGAUAAUAAGAACUGCCGCCUGUGCGUUUUAUUGGAAUCAAGAAAACCCUACUCUCUCGUGGUUUCAUAUAAGCCCUACAAUUGUAGACCAGGUGUUUGUUGGAGAGAUCACAACCAUGUUCUCAAGUUGUAGCUCGUCCCCUUGUAAAGACCACGAGGACAAGUGUAAAAGAAGCACAGUACACAACACCGGUUUCAUUUGUUGAGCGUCUUUAUACUCUUCGGUGCGGCGUAGUGCGGUUUGGGAUUACUUUUGCCGAGUUUUUUUUUAAAUGAGGAAUCUAGCAGCAUCGCUUUUCACAUCAUCUGCGAUGUAUUGUAAAUGUGUUGGAUAUUCAAACUUUCCAAGCAUCAGGAUUUACAAACCCACGGAGUGGUUCCCUGCAAUUAAGAAUGUCCAACCCGCAUCUACUACACAAUCAGUUGACAAACAACACGACACCGACACCAUGGGGAACACACAGAACAUCCCAUGUGGAGGAAUUGCAGAAGUUAAUUUUACCGGUGCAUGUUAUCUAACCAUCGACAGUUUCGUCUUCAUGAGAGAAGAUAAUUUAGAGUGACUUGAUUGAACUUAGCCUAUCAUAUUGCAAGGGUUUUCCCUCGUCAUCGCUAGCCCCGCCUUUUUAUGCAAAUGUAUGUAAAUUACCUUUAAAAACCCCUGUACCAAUUGCUUUGGUUGUUGUUGCAAUUGGAAGUUUUGUUGUUGUGAAUGUUUGUUUGCUUUAAUACGUUUUUGAAGAGGCUUGGUAAGAACAAUUUGUUGUGAUCGAGCUGCUGUUUUAUAAUUUAUACAUGUACAAGGCAUUCAUAUCGCAAUGGGGAAUGAUAACUAACUUGCGAAAAACUGAAAUUUAAUAAUGCCCGUCCACUGCUUCGUAAUUCAAUUUUAUACGAGGAUUCCUGGCAGAUCGUUAACCCGAAUACUUUGUGCAUAUUUCGAUUUGCCAUAUUGAAAUAAGCACACGAAGACCGUCCCCCAAAUCCCGGACAAGUUAUAAACAGUGAUCUGACGUAUGUGCGGCACGGCUACAUUUAGGACUCGGGCUACAUUUAGGUGCUGCACAGACAUCUUUCUCGAAACCUCGCCACGUUCACAAACUUGUGUUAUUGGUGGCGUUAUUCACUACAAAUCUAUACAUAAUACAUGAGCAUUAGUACUCAUCCACAAACCAAUGAUGAUUUAUAUAUUUAACAUAUCCAUGGAUUACAAAUGUUUUUUUUUUUUUUUUUUUUUUUUUUUUUGGGGGGGGGGGUAUUUGAGAUGAGUUCAACUAUAUAGUGUAUGUUACCAUCGUCCCCUCAACCCUUCUUCGUGUCAAUAUUUCAACCAAGUUUAGCCGGGCAUACGGUUUGGUGUCUCUGAUCGCAUCGUCCUAAUGUGAUAUUUCCGUAUGGCCAGCUGCCCCUGUCCUAUAACGCUGCAGUCUGUUUCCACACCUGUUGGAAUUGCAUGCCGUAUGAUUAUAUUUUCUGCUUAAGCGUAAACCAAUCAAAACCAUGCAUUGGUCCAAGACAAGUGUGCCCCCAGCCACCCCUCACAAAAAAUACUGAAAACCUGACAACACGUUAGUUUUUCAUGGUUUCUGUUUUACCCAGGUUUCCUUAUUAAUAGUUGUCAAUUCAGGGCACGUCAGAAAGUUAAUGUUGCACGGGUUUCACUUCGAUGCAGUGUUGGGGCAAUAGUUCAGUCCCAGCGAGUCCCUACAUCGAUGCGGUUGGCGCAAAGUUGGUUGGGGUUACAUUUUGGGUUGCGGUUACCUAAUGUAUAAUGUUUGGGCUACCCUAUAGUGUCUGGUUCAUUGCUAAGGGACUUAUUUGAUGUGGCUACAUUUAGGUUCGGGCUACAUUUUACGGUAAAAGGCUCGGGCUACAUUUAGAUAUUGUGCCACCUGUUACAGUGCACUCCACGGUAGCCCAAGAUCUUGCAACAUCUUAGGCUACUUUUUGGAGCAAUAGAACCAUGCUACAUGUGUCGAGUGCAUUUGGCUGACCCCUUGUUCAUGAGUUGGCAAUAAUUUUAAUUUGCAAGAAAAACUUUGUGAAAUUUUAAUUCACAAAGCUAUGUGAUAUUGGUUUGGAAUGUAACUACCGUACUAUUGGUGCAAAGGUUUUGCUCUGAUGUUUUUCACCCAAUCAACAUUAGUUAUCACAAGAACGACCAUUGUAUAUUUAAUAUUAUGCCAGUCGUUCAUUGUGCCAAUGUUUUGAAUAAUUCGUUAAUAUCAAGGUGUGAGUGAUAAAGAGAAUCAGAAACUUAUUUUAAGGAAAUUAAUUUCAAAAAUGUCAAUGUCAAAAAAUAGUUUGAUUUAAAGUACUGCUUUUGAGAUCUGGUUGUGACAAUACGUGGGCUUUGAUGUAAAUAUAUUUCACUAAGACGUGGAUAUGUAUUUUUUUUUUUUUUUGCAACAAUGCGGUCGUUAUCUUGACAUUUUCAGUUUGUAUCCUAUGGCUUCGAAGAUCCACAAUGUGAAAUAUAUCUUAACAUCUAAGUUAUAAGUGGUAAAUUAAUUAGAAAGUUCUUAGAUAAUUUAACAAUUAAAGCCAUUAGACACUUUCGGUAAACAGUAUUGUCCAAAGGCCCACACUUCGUCUAUCACAAUUU
This is a messenger RNA of Asterias rubens (European starfish), 4430 nucleotides long. Its product is annotated as probable G-protein coupled receptor CG31760. Gene Ontology annotation, molecular function: G protein-coupled receptor activity. The transcript is spliced from 11 exons. Bases 54 to 1700 code for a protein of 548 amino acids. Gene Ontology annotation, cellular component: membrane. The record is from RefSeq and is a predicted model, not a curated record. Lineage: Eukaryota; Metazoa; Echinodermata; Asteroidea; Forcipulatida; Asteriidae. Gene Ontology annotation, biological process: G protein-coupled receptor signaling pathway.